AUGCUUAUUGUUCAUAUUUUGUCCAUUCCACUGAUAGAUUAUACACAACCCAUCCAAAAUAAUGUUCCGAAAGAAUCAUCAUUUCCUGGUGGGGAUAGCCAAAUUGGGACAGUCGGAUGUGUGGCUGUAGAUGGUCAUGGAAAUUUAGCUGCAGCAACUUCUACUGGUGGGUUUGUGAACAAGAUGGUAGGAAGGAUUGGGGAUACCCCUAUCAUUGGUGCGGGGACAUAUGCCAACAGUUUGUGCGCUGUCUCUGCCACUGGCAAGGGUGAAGCGAUAAUACGCUCCACUGUUGCAAGGGAUGUGGCCUCUCUUAUGGAAUACAAAGGGCUUUCUCUAAAGGAUGCAGCGACUUAUGUUAUAGAAGAGUGUGUCCCAAGAGGCACUGCUGGCUUGAUUGCUGUGUCUGCCACAGGAGAAGUAACCAUGCCGUUUAAUACGACAGGCAUGUUUAGAGCUUGUGCUACUGAAGAUGGGUAUUCUGAGAUUGGCAUUUGGCCAUCUGUGUGA
Ilex paraguariensis (yerba mate) is the source of this 510-nucleotide messenger RNA. The record is from the annotation of a GenBank genome assembly. Lineage: Eukaryota; Viridiplantae; Streptophyta; Magnoliopsida; Aquifoliales; Aquifoliaceae.